Messenger RNA from Arachis duranensis, 789 nucleotides. RefSeq names its product serine/threonine-protein phosphatase 7 long form homolog. Gene Ontology annotation, biological process: meristem maintenance; meristem development. The transcript is spliced from 3 exons. The coding region runs from base 1 to 789 and encodes 262 amino acids. The record is from RefSeq and is a predicted model, not a curated record. Lineage: Eukaryota; Viridiplantae; Streptophyta; Magnoliopsida; Fabales; Fabaceae.
AUGGCAGACAGAAGGAGCAUGUACCGACUGAACGGUGUUGCGCAUAUUGCCGGUUCCAUCGAUGACGAGCCCACUAGGUGUAUAUACAGUGUGAGACGGCAACAGAAUAUGCCGAUGCAUGAUAGGAUCAUUCCGUAUUUAGAGAGGGCUGGAUUGUAUCAUUUGGCCAGGCUAAACAGCCAAUGGUUCUGGUUGGAUGAGCCAUUGGUUAGUGUGUUCGUUGAGAGGUGGCGUCCUGAGACGCACACGUUCCACAUGCCUUUUGGAGAGUGCACAGUGACAUUGCAGGACGUGGCUUUUCAGCUUGGGUUGCCUGUCGAUGGGGAGGCUGUGAGUGGUUGCCUUGGUGAGUUUGAGACAUACAUGCAGGGUGGUCGACCAGCCUGGGACUGGUUUCAGGACCUAUUCGGUGAGCUGCCACCACCGAAUAAGGUCAAGCAGAUGACGGUCCACUUUACAUGGUUCCACGAGAGGUUUAGUGUGCUACCACCAGAUGCGAACGAGGAGACAGUUCGCAUCUACGCACGUGCCUACAUCAUGAUGCUUUUAUCUACUCAGUUAUUUGGGGACAAGAGUGCGAACCGGGUGUGUCCCAUCGAUACUGACGAGUGGCUUACAGUGGCGGAAUGCCUCUACACAUGGAGGGAAUAUCCAAAACAUGCGAUGAAAGUAGACUCUAUCUUCAUCAACCUGGUCACCCACUCUAACCGGGGAGGUCUUCAGCAGGGCAAUGGAACCGUCCAUGGUGGAUGUCACCCCAAGGAUCCAUCGGGGCAGAUCCACAUAUGA